Molecule: messenger RNA, 1339 nt
Organism: Halteromyces radiatus
Lineage: Eukaryota; Fungi; Mucoromycota; Mucoromycetes; Mucorales; Cunninghamellaceae
Exons: 1
Coding region: 39-1310 (423 amino acids)
Source: RefSeq, a predicted model, not a curated record
UUUUUUUUUACUUUUUUCUUUUUAGUUUAUUUUAUUCUAUGAAUUCUGUCGUACCUCCACUCCCUGAUUCUAAUCUUUCUACUACUGAUCUAUCUUCACCUUCCAUAUCCACACCUCCUUCUCCUUCUACUAACAAUACUACAACUAUCACUUCUGCUGCUGAAGAAUCAUUAUCUGUUUCGUGGCAAAAAGAGUUUUCCCUUUUUUUAGGUGCUAUUGGACUAGACGAAACAAAACAAUGCUUUGAUACUGAACUCUUAGUAUUAUCUCGAUACCAUCAAUCUCAAUUACCACAAGCAUUGGAAUCUCUAGUAGAACGACUCUUGUUGGCCUUAGAACAACACGUCAAUGCAGAAGAAGAGCUCUUAUUGGACCCAUCGGAAGAAUCUUCAAAAAGUAAAGAUUUGUUGUAUCCAAAGAAACGCAAACGACAAACAUAUGAUACAGAAAGUGAUGACAAGACAGACAUCAAGAACGAUGACACCAAGAUGGAUUAUGAAGCACUUGCCAAAAGUAUGGAUCCUGAACAAGUACAAAUCAGAGCAAGCAAUCGUCAAGUACAACAACGUAUCAAUACUUAUAUUCAAGCCAAGCAACAUGAUGUAGAUGCUAGCAAUCGAGCUGAAUUCUUGAACAGAUCUGAUCCAAAAGGGGAAGACGUGACCUGUGCUAGGGCGGAUGCUCGUGAAAUAAAUAGAAAUAUUCAAAUGAAAUUCGACAUUGUCAAUAAUGAAGAUGGUCCUUUGGCUCGAUCGCUUGUUUCGUCCUCAGCAACAAAAGUACAACAACAGCCACAACAACCAACAACUGCGGAUAUGGAAGAACGACUAGGUAAUCUGGAGGCACAUUUGAAUGUCAAAUUUGAACAACACCCUACACAACCUUUUACUUGCAUGGAACGGAUCAAGAUUUUGGAAUCCACUUUGAUUGACAUUGAAAAGAAGUAUCCUACUUGGGCAGCUGUACAUUUCAACCAACCCAAUCGAACCUAUCCUCCACCACCACCUUUGACUUUUAUCACUAGACCAACACAACAAUCACCAACUACUAUCACCACAAACAACAAUAAUAAUACCGAUACUUCAGCAACGAUAUCGAUGCCAACCAUAUCCUCACCAACAUCCUCUUCAUCAAAUGACAAUUAUGUGGCUUCCCAAAUCAUCCCUUCAACAUCAAAACAAUCAUCAUCAUCAUCGUCAUCAUCAACGCUCAGAUUGACAGGCAGAUCAAACUCGUCUUUGACACGAGCAGUGAUGGAACAACUUCAACGACAGAGGCAGUUAGAAGAACAACAAUCAACAGGGACAUAACAUUAGUCUUAGAUUAUCAUUGUAGUUUU